AUGGCUUUGGAGCAUGUGGCACCGACUCUGGAGGAGCUUGCGAUGACCACGGACAUCGAUGGGUUCAGCUGCAUGCCAGGUGUGGAGACAAACCUGGGCGAGCUUUUGACCACAGCUGCUUUGGCAAAGCCCCAAGGCAUAUGCUUAGAGACGCAGGACGGCUGCUACACUUUUCUUCAGGUGGCUCAGAUGGCAGAUGCAAUCCGCAAAGUUCUGCGAAAAGCUUUGCAAAGCCUGGAGUUGCCGACAUGUGGAGCGAUUGACCUCAGCUCACCGGACGCACACACGCGGCGAGCCGAUGAGCACGUGGUGACCAUCGUGCUGGAGCGAGGCGUCCAGAGCAUCGCAGCCGUACAUGCCGUGCUGCUUGAGGGUUGUGCCUACAACGCCUUCGACGUGGGGGAGCCGGUUGAGAAGCUGCGGAGCUGGGUUGAGGUGUCGCAGCCUCCUAUCAUGAUCUCGAACGAAUCGACGAUGCGGCGGCUGAACAUCACAAACGUGACAGCGACCCUGGGCGGGUUCCCACGCAUGGUGCUGGAUGUGGACCUUGCUCUGAAAAAGGCAAGCAGCACGGCCCUCCCUCUGCGUCCAGCCCAUGCUCCAGAGGACCUGGAUAGGUUAGCCUACCUGAUCUUCACCA
Messenger RNA from Symbiodinium necroappetens, 640 nucleotides. The record is from the annotation of a GenBank genome assembly. Lineage: Eukaryota; Dinophyceae; Suessiales; Symbiodiniaceae.